CGUCGCCGGGGCCUGUCCUGCCGCUAGCCUGCCGGUCAGGCCCCAGAACGAAGCCUGGAGCGUCGGCCGAAAGGGUCAUGAGCCAGAGCGCCCCGGGGCGCCGCGGGGACAGCGAGCAGCGGAGAUAGCGACCUCGCACCCCUCCCAUCCCAGUCCUCGCUGUCUUGACGCGCGCGUCCGCCGCGUCCCCAGAGCCCACUGUCCUUGCCUCGGGGGGCCUCCGUCGCCGCCAUGGCCACCCUACUCCGCAGCAAGCUGACCAAUGUGGCCACGUCCGUGUCCAACAAGUCCCAGGCCAAGGUGAGCGGCAUGUUCGCCAGGAUGGGUUUCCAGGCGGCCACGGACGAGGAGGCGGUGGGCUUCGCGCACUGCGACGAUCUCGACUUUGAGCACCGCCAGGGCCUGCAGAUGGACAUCCUGAAAGCCGAGGGCGAGCCCGGCGGAGAGGAGGGCUCCGAGCCGCCCGUCGAGGGAGACAUCCAUUACCAGCGCGGCGGCGCUCCGCUGCCACCCUCGGGCUCCAAGGACCAGGCUGUGGGGGCUGGUGGAGAGUUCGGGGGUCAAGACAAGCCCAAGAUCACGGCGUGGGAGGCGGGCUGGAACGUGACCAACGCCAUCCAGGGUAUGUUCGUGCUGGGCCUUCCCUACGCCAUCCUGCACGGCGGCUACCUAGGGUUGUUCCUCAUCAUCUUCGCGGCGGUGGUGUGCUGCUACACGGGCAAGAUCCUCAUCGCGUGCCUGUACGAGGAGAACGAGGACGGCGAGGUGGUGCGCGUGCGGGACUCGUACGUGGCCAUAGCCAACGCGUGCUGCGCGCCGCGCUUCCCCACGCUGGGCGGCCGCGUGGUCAACGUGGCGCAGAUCAUCGAGCUGGUGAUGACGUGCAUCCUGUACGUGGUGGUGAGCGGAAACCUCAUGUACAACAGCUUCCCGGGCUUGCCCGUGUCGCAGAAAUCCUGGUCCAUCAUCGCCACGGCGGUGUUGCUGCCGUGCGCCUUCCUGAAGAACCUCAAGGCCGUGUCCAAGUUCAGCCUGCUGUGCACCCUGGCCCACUUCGUCAUCAACAUCCUGGUCAUCGCUUACUGCCUGUCGCGGGCCCGCGACUGGGCCUGGGAGAAGGUCAAGUUCUACAUCGACGUCAAGAAGUUCCCCAUCUCCAUCGGCAUCAUCGUGUUCAGCUACACGUCGCAGAUCUUCCUGCCCUCGCUCGAGGGCAACAUGCAGCAGCCCAGCGAGUUCCACUGCAUGAUGAAUUGGACACACAUCGCCGCCUGCGUGCUCAAGGGUCUCUUCGCGCUCGUCGCCUACCUCACCUGGGCCGACGAGACCAAGGAAGUCAUCACGGAUAACCUGCCCGGUUCCAUCCGCGCCGUGGUCAACAUCUUCCUGGUGGCCAAGGCCCUGUUGUCCUACCCUCUGCCCUUCUUCGCCGCCGUCGAGGUGUUGGAGAAAUCGCUGUUCCAGGAAGGCAGCCGGGCCUUCUUCCCGGCCUGCUACGGAGGCGACGGCAGGCUCAAGUCUUGGGGCCUGACGCUGCGCUGCGCGCUCGUGGUCUUCACGCUGCUCAUGGCCAUCUACGUGCCGCACUUCGCGCUGCUCAUGGGCCUCACGGGCAGCCUCACGGGCGCCGGCCUCUGCUUCCUGCUGCCCAGCCUCUUCCACCUGCGCCUACUCUGGCGCAAGCUGCUGUGGCACCAGGUCUUCUUCGACGUGGCCAUCUUCGUCAUCGGUGGCAUCUGCAGCGUGUCCGGCUUCGUGCACUCCCUCGAGGGGCUCAUCGAGGCCUACCGAACCAACGCGGAGGACUAGGGCGCGGAAGGGAACCAGCCCCCGGCCCACGCCACGCUCCCGCGCUCCCCGUCUUCCCACCCGCCGCCAACAGUGCCCCCCCCACCGCCACCACCAAGCACCCCCUCCCUCCCUCCUUCCUUCCCUCCUCCCGUGCGCCGUGCCACCGCCGCCACUGCGCUUUUUUUUUUUUUUUUAACAUCUCUGGUCCCUAGAUCUCGGAUUAUUCGGGGAUGGGGAGGUGGGAGGGGAUAGGGAGCCCAGAUCCCUCGCGUCUGCGUCUCUGUUGUCCUUUCUUUCCCGCAACGCUCUGAUUUGGGGAGUUAGGGAGGCGGGGACGCAUUUGUGGGCAAUGUUUUCUGACCCUCCUGGAGGGGACCUCCCCCCACCACGACGACAGUCAAUGAGUGAGGGGUGGGUGGGGUGAGAAGGGAGAGAA
Jaculus jaculus (lesser Egyptian jerboa) is the source of this 2227-nucleotide messenger RNA. It is a transcript of the gene Slc32a1, whose product is annotated as solute carrier family 32 member 1. The coding region runs from base 232 to 1809 and encodes 525 amino acids. Gene Ontology annotation, molecular function: amino acid transmembrane transporter activity. The transcript is spliced from 2 exons. The record is from RefSeq and is a predicted model, not a curated record. Gene Ontology annotation, biological process: amino acid transmembrane transport. NCBI's taxonomy places the organism in Eukaryota, Metazoa, Chordata, Mammalia, Rodentia, Dipodidae. Gene Ontology annotation, cellular component: vacuolar membrane.